GUGACGACUUCCUUGGCAACGAGAAGCUUGUCCUGCGGCGUAUUUAUGUAUAGCAUAUUGCUAAAUGCACCCAUUGAAAGAUGCUUCUAAUUCGCUUAUUUCCCUUUAAAGUUAUUUUGUUUUAUUAGAGGUAUUGUAAAAACACAAUGAUGGAAAUUAAGUUGUAACAAGCGACGUAGGAGAGAUAAUACGGGCUAAAUGUCAAGUUGACAUAAGCUAUGUUGCUAAUGCUAAUCAGCUAGCCAUAACGCUUCUUCGCUCUGUUGAAAGCAACAUGUCUCUUUGACGAAAUGAAUUCCCGCCAGUGGUGUCGUGCCGUCCAGAUAUAUCUCGUCUUGUGUGGUCGUUUGGCAAACGCAGCCACAGAGUCAGGGGUCACCUCAACCGUUAACUCUACCGGAGAGGCUGUGAGCUCACCGACCCCUGCUCCGGGGGGUACAGAGGCUGUGGACUCAGCCAGUGUUGGCCCCACUGAGGCAGCUGCCCUCAACUUCACUCAGGACUCUCCAAACACGACGCUGGCUGUGUCUGAAGCUCCCACUGUGGCCACUGAAGAGCCCCCUGCAACCACCGCGAAACCCCUGGUGACUUCAGAGGGUUGUCUCUGUGAUUUAACCCCUGAUUUCUGCGACAUUGGCUGCUGUUGUGACGCGGUUGAUUGUGGUAUCGCAAACUUGAGCACCGUCUUCACUGGAUGUCCACAGAUAUCCAUAUCAGGAGUCUGCAUUGAGAAAUGGCUGAUGUUCAGGGCCAACGUGGAUUCGUCUCUCAUCACUGUGACCGAUUCCUUGUUUUGUGUCCGGACCGAAGAAAAAGCCCCCCAGUCCCUACCAGCUCUCCCUCAGUAUCCAGCCUUAGGGGACUCGUACCACUUCUCACCCCCAGCACCUACAAGCAUUGGACACAGCAGAGGUUUCUACAGGGUCGAUGAUGUCAUCCAGACAUACUUCUCCAGCUCGUCUGUGCGGGGCCUCCUUCGUCAACCAUCUCCAGGUGCUGCUGCUGCAUUCUGUGUCAAUCGCAACCCUGCAAAGUUCAUGAGGUCUGUGUCUUUGUCUUGUGUGCGCAUGUUAACUCCUCAGUCAUGCACCACAGACCCAAGUCUCAGCGCCCUCUCCUACUUCUCCGACCUGAGUCUGAUCAAGGUUCCAGUAGUGGAGACGGCGCUAGUGUCAGACUUUCUGGUCCCAGUUACCCCGCUGUCUGAAUGGCCGGAACCAAGCAAACAAAACAACUCUUGUGUCAAUGUGGUGAAAAAGGUGGAGUUCAUCAUAGGAUACAACAGCAGAGGAGAGCUCAUGAAUGCAACGGUGAACAUGGUCUUAGCUAAUGUGGAUCCAAGUCAGUUGCUGUUGCAGACACACUCUGUACAGUUCCAGCUGGUGACAUCCAGUCCCUCUUCAAGGGGACCGGUUCCUUCAGUUGGACUCAGAGCUGGAUCUCCAGUCAUUGGUCGCUUUGCUGGAGAAGUGAAGCCUCUGAGGACAAUGGGGGUGUCACCAAGUGGGGAGUGUUCCUCUGACACCAGCAGGCGAGCACCCAUCCUCUUCACACACAACACCAUCACUGGUUGCACAUUCAGGUCCCCGUCUGGUGACUGCUCAGAGCUGCGAUCCCAGAUUUAUGGGAUCUUGCAGGGACUCGCUACGCCUGAUGUGAUUGCCAUGAACUGGGGCUCCCAAACGGACUGGACGAGAGUCAUCACGCAGGAGUGUCCUGUCAGCAUGCAGGAAACAUGUGAAUCAGGCUGCAUCCUCCCCAACUCGCUCUCCAUCCAAAUGCUGUGGGCUCGCCAGGGUCUCCUAGACCUCCCCCAGAAAUACAUCCUGGGGGGCAAAUACCUUUUCAAGUGUAAAAAAUUUAAGUGUCCUAUGACGUCCCCUAUCGCUCUAACCACUGAGGUGACGUUUGCCGACAUUACACUUUACCCAGAACCCCCCAGGGGCUCCCCUCAGCCUGACUGGAAGUUUGCAUUUGGUUUCUUCACCAGAGGCACGGCUGAGCUGGACGGGCACUUUAUUGUUAACAGCAGUGACGUUGAGAAGGUCACGUGGAGUUUAAUGCUGUUCACAAUAAUGUUACUAACAGGAUUAGAAUUCUUCACCAGGUAGUCGGAUUGCUACAGAGAAGCAGUUUGGGAUUUUUUUAAGUUUUGAGGGUUUCUUAUCUUGAGGAAAAUGUUGUAUAUGAAACUAUUUUCACUACGUGAUUUUAUUUUAUUUUACUUUUUUACAAUAUAAAGAGUUAUCCAUUUGAACAAAACAUUAAUUUAUUCUUUUGUGCAUUUGGAGGAAUAAAUACAUGGUUACAAGUCCUUUA
Acanthopagrus latus (yellowfin seabream) is the source of this 2319-nucleotide messenger RNA. Its product is annotated as tectonic-3-like. The coding region runs from base 291 to 2111 and encodes 606 amino acids. NCBI's taxonomy places the organism in Eukaryota, Metazoa, Chordata, Actinopteri, Spariformes, Sparidae. The record is from RefSeq and is a predicted model, not a curated record. The transcript is spliced from 14 exons. Gene Ontology annotation, biological process: smoothened signaling pathway; cilium assembly.